Messenger RNA from Drosophila simulans, 281 nucleotides. RefSeq lists its product as uncharacterized. The record is from RefSeq and is a predicted model, not a curated record. The transcript has 2 exons. The coding region runs from base 34 to 207 and encodes 57 amino acids. NCBI's taxonomy places the organism in Eukaryota, Metazoa, Arthropoda, Insecta, Diptera, Drosophilidae.
UGAAUUCAGUCGGACGCAGCUUCUCCCGGUGAAAUGUUGCUUCUCUGGUUUAUUCUCCACCUAAUUGGCCUCAUCCAAGGGCGUUCUGUGGGCGGUGGGUUUGGAAACUUGGACGACGAGUUUUUCAUGCCUCAGCCAGAUCCCACUAUAUUUGCCUACAAUCAAACUGAUAAGGGAUCAUCACCCUGGGACAAUACCUGGAACUAAAUACUUGUAAAAAAAAAGUGACUUGUAAUUGUAAUAAAUUUAUUUUAUUUAAUAAAUAUGAUGUAGCUGCAGAA